Messenger RNA from Dentiscutata erythropus, 1044 nucleotides. The record is from the annotation of a GenBank genome assembly. Lineage: Eukaryota; Fungi; Glomeromycota; Glomeromycetes; Diversisporales; Gigasporaceae.
AUGGUUUUAAAUUUAGCAGUGAACAGAAUAGCUAUAACCAAGUUCCCAAAAAGUUUAGAAGAAGAGAUUAUCAGAGAGAAAGCAAAACGAAUCUUGCAAAAUAGAUAUAAGUUUAGUAAAGAUCAAGUAAACGCCUUAUUUACAACCCAGAAAAAUAAACAAUGCGAAAGUAUUUCUGGCAAAACCUUAAAUAUUGUAAUCGCCAAUCAACUCUCUAAAGGAAUGGGGGAAGAAACUAUCGGGGAUAUGGCACAACAGUUUUUACGGGAUAAACUUCGCAUUAAAGAUAUAAGAGCCAAAGCUUAUGCCUUAGCAUUAUUAGCAAAAAAUGCCAAUGCUGAUCACUUUACAUUAGAAUCGGUUAAAGAGAGAUUAGAUGUAUAUGAUGUAAAAACCUCACCUGAUUUACAAUCUCUCGCAGAUGUUAUGAUAAUGCUUUGCAUCCGUCCUGCUGAACUUACAACUUUACAUAUUACAGAUACCGGAGUCACAGGUUAUGCAAAGAACAGGGGCCAACCAGAUAUUCCCAGAAAAUUUAGAUCUAUGGAAAAGGAUCAAAAACAAGCCAAAGAAUUACUAACCUGGAUACAGAAUUCUGUGCAAAAUUACGUUGUAUCGGAGCCAGACUCAGAUGAAGAUGAGGAUUCAGAUACGGCUUCACUAUCUCCAGUAAUCGCGUGUUCUUGUCCAAAACUUAAACAUCUUGAGUUUGGCGAUUGUUUGAUUAGUAAUAAAGCUAUUGAGGAAAUAGCCCACAACUGUAAUAAUUUAAAAUAUCUUAUUUUGGAGGGAUAUUAUUCUGAUGAUGAAUUCUCAGAUUCUGAUCUACCCCCACUUAUUCCAGAUUUAUUAAGAGUAUCUCGAAGCGUUAUUUUUACCAGUGGACCUAAUAGAAUAGUUUCAACCAAUACAUUAAAUGUAACAGAUCUUAUUUCUGCAAUUAGAGUAUCAUCAGAAUUGACUGAUUCAGAAGGAAUUAAUUUAUUAAAUAGUCUUGCUCGAGCCAUUGAUCAAGAAUUACAUCGAUCGUGGCAAGGGCUUUAG